AUGAUAUUCCCUAUCGGAAUACCUAUGCUCCGCAAAAAGCGAGAGAGUGCUCAAGAAGCUGUUUCACUGCGAGAAGCAGCCGAACGUCGAUCACAAUUCGCUCGUGUUCCAGCUCGUUCCGUCUCCGCGCCUCCCAGAAAAAAGUGGUUCCGAUCGAAACAGCAGUUAUCAGGCGCCACCGAUGGAAUGGACGGUUCAUCGCGUGCCGGAUCUCAAGAGAUUGUCUGUGACGAAUUCACCAAAAAACUCGUAGCAGCAAUCACAACGUGGCACGAUAUUCACUCGUCUUUGCUGCAGUUAUCAAUCGAGCGAUCCUCAAAUGACUCGAAUGACGAUGAAAACGUGUCUGAGUCAUCUGAAUCUUCCUGGUCGUCGGCUUCAGAUUCCGACUCUGACGAUGAUGGAAACGGAGGGAAUUCGAGCAAUCACUUAUCCGCUUCAGCUGCUCGAUUCUCAAUUUCAAACCCUGAUUUAACAAAUUGUCAAAUCAAACAGAUGUUUCCAGAAAUGGCAGAUCACUGGAGGAAGGCGUUGGCUAAAUCACCAGUUGUUCGGAGGACAGCAGCAGAUCAAGAGACCAACAAUCCAGUGAAUAAGCAUCGAAGUAGUCGGUAUUGGAUUGAGGAUGAGGGAGACUAUCAUAUUCUUCCAUCUGAACAUGUCUGGUUACCAUCGUCGACAGGAUCGUCUGCUUCUGCAGAUUCAGAAUGCUAUGUGGGCGAGAAGGAUUGUAGGCGUUCUGGAGAGAAGAGGAGAUGUGCUGCAUGCCACGUCGUUGCUCAUACAAAUUGCUUCUCGCUUUUGGCCAAGUUGAAUCUGAAUUGCAAAACGACGUUUAGAGAUUAUGCAACAAAAAAGACACCAACAAAAGAGAGCACAGAUGGAUUAACAGCACAUCAUUGGGUGCAUAAGUGGCGACAUGAAGGAAGAUGCAACACCUGUGGAAAAUCCUUCCAACAAAAAAUGUUUUUCCAAGGAAAAGAAAAGAAAGAAACAAUUGCGGUAGCAUGUUCAUGGUGCAAAGAAUCAUAUCAUCUUAAAAAUUGUUUUGCGAGGGACAAACUAGAAGAAAGAUGUAAUCGAGGAGCACUCAAAGAGAUGAUAGUCCCACCCACGUGGAUACUUCGAUUGGCCAACCGGAAAAGAAGCAGUCGAGCACCUUCUGCUCAUCCCAGAAAGCAUAAAAGAUCCCAUCGGCAGUUUGUGGUAAAACCAACCGAUCUUUGGUCCAGUGGUCCAUCUCAACCACUUUUGGUUUUUGUGAAUCCAAAAUCAGGAGGUAACAAAGGUUCAAAGGCAUUGCACACUCUUUGUUGGCUCCUGAACCCACGUCAAGUCUUUGAUAUUACUUCGUUAAAAGGUCCGAAGUUCGGUUUGGAGAUGUUUCGGAAAGUAGUCACACAGCUGAGAAUUCUUGUUUGUGGAGGAGAUGGAACUGUUGGAUGGGUGUUAUCGACCCUUGAUAAUCUCAAUUGGCCGGCUUACCCUCCAAUGGCAAUCAUGCCUUUGGGAACUGGAAAUGAUUUGGCAAGAUGUAUGGGAUGGGGAGGUGUCUUCUCAGAUGAACCGAUUAGUCAGUUGAUGCAAGCUAUUCUUCAUGAGACAAUUGUGACUCAUUUGGAUAGAUGGAGAAUUGAUGUUGAGCCGAAUACAUCGUGCAACUUGGAGGAGGAAGACGAUGGCAUGCAGUCAGCACUUCCAUUGACUGUAAUGAACAACUACUUUUCGAUUGGAGCAGAUGCUCAUGUCGCAUUGCAGUUUCAUCAUUCAAGAAGUGCCAACCCACAAAUGCUAAAUUCUCGACUAAAAAAUCGAAUUGCUUAUGGUGGUCUCGGAACCAUUGAUUUGUUCAAAAGAUCAUGGAAAGAUCUCUCGGAAUACAUUACUUUGGAAUGUGAUGGAGUAGAUGUGACAUCAAGAAUCAAAGAAUUGAAGCUUCAUUGUAUUCUCUUCCACAACAUUACUUACUACGCAGGAGGAACGAUUCCAUGGGGUGAAUCUUCUGAAUCCAAACCGAGUUGUUGCGAUGGGAAAGUUGAGGUUCUUGGAUUCACAACUGCUACGCUUGCUGCCCUCCAAAUGGGUGGAAAAGGAGAACGAAUAUCUCAAUGCUCACGAGUCAAAGUGACAACCAACAAGGCGAUUCCGAUGCAAGUAGAUGGAGAGCCAUGCCUUCUUGCUCCAUCUGUAAUCACUCUUGGAUUUCAUAGUAAAGUUCCAAUGUUGAAAAGAGAAAAGAAGACUCCAUGCACACCGAAUCUAAUGAGAAGAGGAACAAGAUAUGGGCAAAAGGAUUCACAGGUUCAAUCGACUUCAUUGAUUAUUCAAUUGCCGGUGAUUGUUGUUGGACGAGCUGAUUAUGAUACCUACAAGGACUGUUUCGAGAGACUCAAGGAUACUGCCUACGAAAUCGGAAUCGUCAAUGUAGAAUCAGAAGCUGAGCUUGAUUCAGCUCGUGUAUUGAUCCAACGUCUUCUGGUAGAGCACAACUCUCUUCCCUACGAACCCGACAAAAAUUGGAGAUUUUUGGACUACGUCUCGAAUGCUGAAGAAGGAACAUUCCGUGUUUCCCGUCAACAAGAACAUGUUCAGAGUGUCAGUGAUGUAUGUAAUACCGAUGAAUGUCUUCUGAUUCUUGACCACGCCUUCCCAUCAAUCACAGAUCGUGAAGCCGUCGAGUUGUUCCAGCCUCAACAACCAGUAUCGUCAUCGACGUCUUCUAGUACUCCACGCUACCAUAAUUCUCGCCGAAUAUCCGAAACUCUUCGAAUAGUUUUGAGUUCAGAUGCUCAAGAAACUCAUUUAUAG
Caenorhabditis briggsae is the source of this 2808-nucleotide messenger RNA. It is a transcript of the gene Cbr-dgk-5, whose product is annotated as Protein CBR-DGK-5. The coding region runs from base 1 to 2808 and encodes 935 amino acids. Gene Ontology annotation, molecular function: ATP-dependent diacylglycerol kinase activity. NCBI's taxonomy places the organism in Eukaryota, Metazoa, Nematoda, Chromadorea, Rhabditida, Rhabditidae. The transcript is spliced from 14 exons. Gene Ontology annotation, biological process: lipid phosphorylation; intracellular signal transduction; diacylglycerol metabolic process. The record is from RefSeq and is a predicted model, not a curated record.